Messenger RNA from Kwoniella botswanensis, 1719 nucleotides. Its product is annotated as phosphomethylpyrimidine kinase. Gene Ontology annotation, molecular function: phosphomethylpyrimidine kinase activity; thiaminase activity; hydroxymethylpyrimidine kinase activity. The transcript has 10 exons. Gene Ontology annotation, cellular component: cytosol. NCBI's taxonomy places the organism in Eukaryota, Fungi, Basidiomycota, Tremellomycetes, Tremellales, Cryptococcaceae. The record is from RefSeq and is a predicted model, not a curated record. Gene Ontology annotation, biological process: thiamine biosynthetic process. Bases 1 to 1719 code for a protein of 572 amino acids.
AUGGCUUCGUCAAUCAUGUCACUCGAGGCCAAAAAGAGACCUCACAUUCUCACCAUCGCAGGAAGCGACUCAUCCGGAGGUGCAGGUAUACAGGCGGAUCUGAAAACGAUAGAAGCUUUCGGAUGUUAUGGAUCAUCAGUGAUAACCGCUCUAACAGCUCAGAAUACAGACGGCGUACAGGGUGUACAUGAGAUACCGGCUGAUUUCGUUAUACAGCAGUUGAAAUCAGUGGUCUCAGACGAUUAUCCAAGAUGUAUCAAACUCGGUAUGCUCACCAACUCAUCCAUCAUCCUCGCCCUUUCCAAAGAACUCACACAGUUAGAUACGAUCGUAGUCUUGGAUCCAGUCAUGAUAUCCACAUCGGGUCAUACGCUCUUACCUGAAGAUGCUAUACAGGCGAUGAACGAGUUAUAUCCCCUUGUGGAUUAUUUCACGCCGAAUAUACCGGAAGCCAUCAAACUUACUGGUUACUCCUCUCGUACCAGUGAGAGCAGCAGUCAAUUGAAUCUGGAAGAAAUGAUUGAAUUGGCCAAAAUAACCAAUACUAAAACCGGUGCCUUCACCGUACUGCUCAAAGGUGGACAUACAUCCAUAUCAAGGAGAGAAAUAUUGGAGAUAAGGAAGAAGGAAAAAGGAGAUUAUGAGAUCUUCUGGGAAGAAGGCGAUGACGAUUUAGAUACGAUCGAGGUUCUAUCACUCUAUUCGAGCUACAAACAGAUACCUCAAAGCAAAGAGGAGGAGAAAGAACUGGUAGUGGAUGUAUUAGUGAAUAAAGGAGAAGUGGUAGCGUUGUUUGUGGGAAAGAAGAUCGAUAGUAACAACACGCACGGGACGGGAUGUACGUUAAGUACAGCUAUUGCUUGUGCUCAUGCUACUCAACCAAGGGACGUACCCAACGCGAAUCUUCGAAUAUUUAAAAAAGCUAUAUCAUACACCAAAACCGCUAUAGCAUCUUCAUAUCCCUUUGGCCAUGGCCACGGACCAUUGAACCAUGCUCAUCUAAGUGUGAAAAGAGCUUUACCACCUCCCACCAAAUAUAACCCCCAUCCAUUUGUAUCGCACCUGAUCCAGUCGAAUCUACCAUUGUGGAAAUCAUACGUAAAACACCCAUUUGUCGUACAAUUAGGUAAAGGCACAUUACCCAAAGAAUGUUUUGAGCAUUAUAUCAAACAGGACUAUCAUUAUUUGAGACACUAUGCCCGAGCACAUGCUUUGGGAGCGUACAAAGCAAACACGUUCGAAGAUAUCAAAGCGUUCACAGAUAUUGCUGGGCAUAUAGCGAGGGAAUCUGAGAUGCACGUCAGUUACUGCGAAUCCUUCGGUAUCACCCUUGACCAACUGCAAUCCACACCCGAAUCAGCUCCCUGCGCAGCCUAUGCCCGAUAUAUCAUUGAUAUUGGUACUCAAGGUGAUAUACUCGAUUUGUAUAUGUCUGUAGCAUCCUGCUUGAUAGGAUAUGGUGAAGUCGGAUUAUGGUUGAAGAAGCAGGUAGAACUUGGGGAAGCCAAGAUGGAAGGGAAUUUGUAUAAGAAAUGGAUGGAGGAUUACAGUGGGAAAGACUUUUUGCAAGCUGUUGAAAAAGGUAUAGAAAACCUCGAACGUAGGAUAGCGGAAGAUCCACCUACCGAAGCUAGAUUGGCGAGAUUGACGGCGAUAUGGCAUGAAUGCGUGAGGUUGGAGAGUGCCUUUUGGGAUAUGGGAUUGAAUCUGAUCAAGUAG